AUGGCAACAGCCGAUCCUCGCGACGUGGACGAGUUCGACGCGGACAAAGUUCUCCGAUUCUUUGAGGACAUGAAGAAUGGCAGGGGACGACCAAAGUGGACAAACCCUGAUAAAGAAGCCUGGAUUACUCCGAUGGAGAGGCGCUGGAGCGAGAAAAAACCUCAAUUGGCCAACUGGAGGGAAAGCAUCUCCUCUCUCGAGGAGCACGACGAGAUGCCGAAUCCUGAGAAUUUAUGGGAUCCUACGUCAAACCCCGACGUUGAUUACGAAGACGGUCCGGAUAAAUGCGUUGACGAGGAUGGGUUCUGGGGCGUCCACCCUUGCUCCAAACCUCAAGGCAACGACACCAUGCAAAUAGAUGACGACGAGGAUUAUGACGACGAUGACAAUGGCGAGUCAUCCGAUCAAGAAGACGACGGGACGAGCUCACAGUCGAGUGAAGAGUCGAUGCAGUCGCUUGCAAGCAGCGAUUACACCGUCGAAAACUUCCCCCAUCUUGCCGGAGUGGGCUUGGAGCUCGUGCGCCGAAUCGAGGGGACUGCUUGUAUAUCUGCCGACUGUCUGCCGCCGACAAUUCCUGGAUAUCUGGAGCUGCCUAUGCCCUCGCUAGAGGAGAAUGACACAGACCGAGAGCUUGAACAAUAUUAUCUGGGUAUACUGCGCGAGGCUGCCUGGCGCCCUGCAUAUAUGCCGGGGAGCUUCCGGGCCACGUGUGGGCGACAGCGCAAGGGCUACGGAAUAUACCCGAGCUGUGUCCUUAGUUACGGGGAUAUCGCUUGCGACUGCAUUAUCAUGGCCGAUAACCCACUCUGGGCAUGGAUUCGGCCCGACGCCGUGGAACCCAAAGGCUGGAUGGCAUUGAAAGAGCAGGUUCGAGAUCUGAUCAACUUUAGCGUGUGGCAGUACCGCGCCCGCGGCUGUAAGGUUGCCGCAGAGGAGACUCGAGACCUGGAAAAGGAAGUUGGUGUUGACGUGGGCGAUCCCCCUCUACCACCCGAAUACUACGACGACUUUCCCGAGAACUAUCUCCGUAGAGGUUAUCAGACCUUCAUGUACGGCAGGAGCGCCUGUGUCAAAAACAAACCUUCCACUCGAUUUAAGCUCGAGCUCGACGUAUCCGAGGGGCUGGCGACUAGACAAGCCGAGUAUAUGGUGUACAUCACGCACUGUUUCCACGUCAAGGCUCGCGCUGUUCGCACGACGCAGCCUGGCGCCAUGCGGGCCUUUGAGGAAGCGCUGGCUGCGGGAAUCUUGGACAACCCGGAAGAAGAGCGCCGCAACGACAUUCUUCGCAAGUACUGGCAAGCCACCAAGGACUGGAGAAAAGCCAGCCUGGAAUUACUGCCGUGGUGGUAUCGCGAGAAGUGGGCCGGAAGGACGCUGAAGAAACUCAAGGAGUACUCACGGCGUGAGAGACAGAGACUUGAUAUGGAGGAGCAGGGCAAAAAGAAGAAAACCGAGGAGGAGGAGGAGAAAUGGAGCAAAAAGAGGAAAGCCGAAGAGGAGGUGGAGGAGGAAGGCAUACCAGAGACGACCAAACGAUUCCGCGCAGCCUCUGGAAAAGCAAUCACCAUGCCGUCCAGCGAUCCUUCAAAGCCAACGGGCAUAGACGACCUCUCCAUGAGCACCCCGAUUCAGAUGCCAAUUCGCACCUUGAAGCCUACCUCGACGCGCUGGAGAGACCGCGUCUAG
Messenger RNA from Fonsecaea pedrosoi CBS 271.37, 1692 nucleotides. RefSeq lists its product as uncharacterized. Lineage: Eukaryota; Fungi; Ascomycota; Eurotiomycetes; Chaetothyriales; Herpotrichiellaceae. The record is from RefSeq and is a predicted model, not a curated record. The coding region runs from base 1 to 1692 and encodes 563 amino acids. The transcript has a single exon.